This is a messenger RNA of Trichoplax adhaerens, 1002 nucleotides long. RefSeq lists its product as uncharacterized. The transcript has a single exon. The coding region runs from base 1 to 1002 and encodes 333 amino acids. Lineage: Eukaryota; Metazoa; Placozoa; Uniplacotomia; Trichoplacea; Trichoplacidae. The record is from RefSeq and is a predicted model, not a curated record.
AUGAACAAAUACGAUAGCCUGUCCCGAAAGUUUAGCUUGCCGGAGUUGCCUGAUAUAAAAAGGAAAACUGAUCGGAGUGAUCGUGAUGAUAUUUGGAUAAAUUCCCCCAAAAAAUCAGCUAUGGCUAAUGAAAGCACAAAAGACACCCAGACCAAAGAUGUUAUGUACUGGAAGCCUACAUUAUCGCACGUUCAAAAAGGUCAUAGGGGUGAAGACCAUGAUGCCUAUAUUAGUAGUAAAAAUGCUCGUAAGGGAACAGUAUUUCUAUCUCAAAGCAAGCAUAUUACUUGGAAAGAUAUUUUAAGGAAUGGAAAUGAGCAUGAAAGAACUCGAAAAAAGUAUCGUAGUUCGUGGAAAAAUAGAAAUUUAUAUCCUGCGCUACCUACUCUUAAUGAUACAAAACCGAAGGUUCGUUAUCGAUCAAAUAUUACACGUUGUUACGCUAAUGCGACCGAAGUGGUGCCAGCAACUGAAAAGAAUUGGACAACUCCAUCUUUUUACAAUGAGGAUCUUUCUUCCCGUAGGCAGCUUGAUCAUAAAUUGCAUAGAAUUGAAAGUGCGUGUCUAAAUAAUUCUGGUCAGAAAAGAGGCUUAUAUUGCGAUGUUAUGGGCUCAGAAUUAUGUGAAAAGUGUAUUGAGAUAACCAGAAGAUAUAACAGCAUCGAAGUUCAUCGCCAGUUAUACCCUAAGAUAAAUAUCAACUGCGACUCGCUUUGCCGUAAUCAUGCUCUUAAACAGUUUUUUAGCGAAUCGGACUCCCAAAUAUAUAUUGCAGAUGGUAACAAGAUAGCCCCAAGCAGGCUUUCAAAUCAAUCUAAACAAAGAUUAAUGGAAAGUGCUACUCCAGACUCUUUCUAUGAUAAACAAUCUAAAAGUCCUGGUAUUCGUGAUCGCAUUUCAACCCUUUCUGAAUCUAUUGAUUUACGAACUAUACGACUUGAUCCACCUUUUCUAUCAAUCAAUAUGCCCUUAUCAGCAUCAGAUAUCGCGAUGGACUAUUAA